Messenger RNA from Pyrgilauda ruficollis (rufous-necked snowfinch), 1504 nucleotides. It is a transcript of the gene SLC25A17, whose product is annotated as solute carrier family 25 member 17. The record is from RefSeq and is a predicted model, not a curated record. The transcript has 9 exons. NCBI's taxonomy places the organism in Eukaryota, Metazoa, Chordata, Aves, Passeriformes, Passeridae. Bases 14 to 1045 code for a protein of 343 amino acids. Gene Ontology annotation, molecular function: ATP transmembrane transporter activity; coenzyme A transmembrane transporter activity; FMN transmembrane transporter activity. Gene Ontology annotation, cellular component: peroxisomal membrane. Gene Ontology annotation, biological process: transmembrane transport.
CAGGGCGGGUGCCAUGGCGGGCGCGGGGGCGGCGCGCGGCAGCCCAGAGCUGGCCGGGGCCGCGGGGCCGCCGGGCCGGGCGGAGCAGCAGCAGCAGCAGCCGCAGCCGAGAGCCGCCGCGAUGUCGUCCGUCGCCUCCUACGAGAGCCUGGUGCACGCCGUGUCCGGCGCCGUGGGCAGUAUGACUGCAAUGACUGUAUUUUUUCCUUUGGAUACAGCUAGGCUUAGACUUCAGGUUGAUGAGAAGCGGAAGUCAAAGACAACACCGGCUGUCCUUUUGGAAAUUAUCAAAGAAGAAGGCCUGUUGGCACCAUAUCGAGGAUGGUUCCCUGUUAUCUCCAGCCUUUGCUGCUCCAAUUUUGUUUAUUUUUAUACAUUUAAUAGUCUUAAAGCCCUCUGGGUCAAAGGUCAGCAUUCGACCACUGGAAAAGACUUGGUUCUUGGGGUUGUUGCAGGAGUAGUGAAUGUUCUCUUGACCACCCCUCUCUGGGUAGUGAACACACGCCUGAAGCUGCAGGGAGCAAAAUUCAGAAAUGAAGACAUUGUACCAACCAAUUACAGAGGUAUAAUAGAUGCUUUUCAUCAAAUAGUACGAGAUGAAGGAGUCUUAGCUCUGUGGAAUGGCACUUUCCCCUCCUUGCUGCUGGUCUUCAAUCCUGCCAUACAGUUUAUGUUUUAUGAAGGCUUUAAACGAAAGCUUUUGAAAAAGCAGCUGCAACUCACAUCUUUGGAUGCUUUUGUCAUUGGUGCAAUAGCCAAAGCAGUUGCCACCACCCUCACUUAUCCUCUGCAGACAGUACAGUCAAUUCUACGGUUUGGACGUCACAGGUUGAACCCAGAGAACCGAACACUGGGCAGUCUUAGAAAUGUUCUUUACCUUCUUCAACAGAGAGUGAGGCGUUUUGGAUUGGUGGGACUCUACAAAGGCCUUGAAGCAAAGCUCCUGCAGACAGUCCUUACUGCUGCUCUUAUGUUUCUGGUGUAUGAGAAACUGACUGCAGCAACCUUCACAGUCAUGGGAUUAAAGCACUCGCGCAGACAUUGAGGAGGAACCUAUGCCAAAGAUUCUGGGGUCUAGAAAACACAUUCCAUUUCUGAGACCUGGCUGGGUAAACAAAGGGUCCUCGCUUUCUCUGCUUCUCUUUUUAGCCACCUUUACCUCCAGUAUUUGGAGAAAUCUGGAAUAUGCUCUAUAGGACCUGUUGCCACGAAUUCAGGGAUAGCCUAUUCCCUAUUGUUCUGUGUACUCACUGUGUUAAGAAAAAAACCAGAGACCUUAUUUAAACACUUGACAUGAAAUUUAAACUAUUACGUGAUUUGGUUGAUACUCUUGGCAAGAAUGAUUAUCUCUAACUAUGCUUUCUUCUUUGCCCUCAAAUUGUCCUCAACUAUUCUUGUAUCUUUAUCUUCUGUCAGCAGCUGGUGGGGCUGGUUUUGUGUUAUUUUCCUUGACCUGUGUUUGUCACUUCAUAUUCGGUUCAUUAAAAUAAUUAAUAAAGAAUAA